AUGGUGGCAUCGGCUCCAUCCAGCGCUCAGGUCCCAGCAGAGGAGCAGUGGGUGUUGAACCUUGACUACGAAGGGUUCCGCCGAGAAGUGGCAGACUUGGGCAAGGAGCUGGAGCAGAACCAGGGAGCUGAAGACGUUGCUCACUUGAAGAAGAUCUGCCUGUGGUCGGACAUCUGCGCGGUUGUCGGGCUGGCGACCAUGUGGUUGCCGCUCAACCCGAUCUCGGUGAUCGCGCUUUCCCUCUGGAAGUUUUCGCGCUGGACGACCAUCGCUCACCACACCGGACACGGAGGAUACAACAGGGCGGACGAGACCAAGUUCUUCAACUCCCGCGGGUUCGCGACUGGCUCGCUCUUUAAGCGAGUGACACAGUGGUUUGACUGGAUGCUGCCCGAGGCGUGGAACAUCGAGCACAACAACCUCCACCACUACCGUCUCGGAGAGCGAGACGACCCCGACCUCGUGGAGAGGAACAUGCACUUCAUCAGGGAGCUUAAGGUGCCUUCAGCGCUCAAGUACAUGGUCGUUGGUUUCUUGAUGUGCACCUGGAAGUGGUUCUACUACGCCCCCAACACUUACAAGGAGCUCAAGAUCGCCGAGAUGCGCAAGGCAGGCAAGGCGAUCACCUCCGACAUGAAGGCAACUGACGCGUACACGCUCAAGUCGUACCUGGACCCUGCCUUUGGGGUUGAAACCUUCCAGUGGUACUCGUUCAUGGACCUGUUCAAGAACGUCAUCGGCCCCUACCUCAUCCUCCACUUCUUUGUUAUGCCUCUCCCCUGCCUCCUCAUCAGCCAGCAAGCGUACGUGAACGCUCUCAUCAGCCUCGCCUUGGCGGAUGUGCUCACCAACAUCCACUCGUUCAUCGUGAUCGCUACCAACCAUGCGGGCAGCGACCUGUACAAGUUUGAUGACGGAUGCAAGCCCAACUCCGCGACCUUCUUCAUGCGCCAGGUCGUGUCCUCGACCAACUUCAAGACCGGAAGCGACUUCAACGACUUCAUGCACGGGUGGUUGAACUACCAGAUCGAGCAUCACGUAUGGCCGAACCUCAGCGCUCUGAGCUACCAGCGAGGACAAGCCAGGCUCAAGGCCAUCUGCGACAAGUACGGGGUCCCCUACGUGCAGGAGAGCGUCUGGAUCCGCCUCAGGAAGACAGUUGACAUCAUGGUCGGCAAGGCGAACCAGCGCCAGUUCCCUUCCUCCCUCGAGCGCCAGUCGGACCUCAAGGUGUGGAGCAACGAGGACAUCGCGGAGAACAGCGCGAAACUCGGACAAGAUGUCAAAUUGAAGCCUGCUGUUUAA
Guillardia theta CCMP2712 is the source of this 1305-nucleotide messenger RNA. RefSeq lists its product as hypothetical. The transcript is spliced from 2 exons. The record is from RefSeq and is a predicted model, not a curated record. Gene Ontology annotation, biological process: lipid metabolic process. NCBI's taxonomy places the organism in Eukaryota, Cryptophyceae, Pyrenomonadales, Geminigeraceae. The coding region runs from base 1 to 1305 and encodes 434 amino acids. Gene Ontology annotation, cellular component: membrane. Gene Ontology annotation, molecular function: oxidoreductase activity, acting on paired donors, with oxidation of a pair of donors resulting in the reduction of molecular oxygen to two molecules of water.